AUGUUUUCUCGAAACCGUUCCAAGAAUAAUAAUAAUAACAAGAAAAGAGAUGAAGAGAAAGAAGAAAGAUCUGAAAUGUUUGCUGAUAUUGAGAAAGGCAUCCCUGUGAAUAAUAUUGAGAUACAGAAUGAUGGAAAGGUACGAGUUUAUUGGCGGUACAUUGUGAUACUUUUCACUAUGUGGCUUCUGUUGAUACAUUAUUAUGAAAGUAUAGUAGUGAAAAGAGCAAUGCGUAAAUGUCAAUGGUCUCGUUGGGAAACGUGGUCUAAAGGUACAGUGAGUCAUAAAGUUGCAUUGUUUGCCGAUCCACAAAUUAUGGAUGCUCAUUCUUACCCUGGUAGACCUGUCAUCGUGAAUUAUCUCACAAGAGUGAUGCUGGAUCAUUAUCAUGAAAGGAAUUGGAAAUAUGUACACUAUUAUUUGGAUCCAGAUACCAAUUUUUUUCUAGGUGACUUAUUUGAUGGUGGAAGGUAUUGGGAUGAUGAUUAUUGGCUAAAGGAAUACACAAGAUUCAACAAGAUCUUCCCUAAGAAACAAUCGAGGAUGACUGUUAUGUCACUACCCGGGAAUCAUGAUAUCGGCUUCGGCGAUACUGUCAUCGAAUCUAGUUUAGAAAGAUUUACUACAUAUUUUGGAGAUCCAUCAGCAUAUGUCGACGUCGGGAAUCAUACUUUUGUCCUUGUUGACACGAUCUCUCUAUCAGAUAAACUAAAUAGUAACGUAUCAGAAGUUCCUAAAAAGUUCCUUAAUGAAUUUGCUAUGGGUUCUCAUCCAAUGACUAAAAUUCUUUUAACGCAUGUCCCGUUAUGGAGAAACGCAAACCAACAGAAGUGUGGAUCAUUAAGAGAGUCCAAGAAAGCUUUCCCGAUUCAGAAAGGUGAUCAAUAUCAAACAGUUAUUGAUUUAGAAUUAUCACAAGAAGUUUUAUCUAAGAUUCAACCAAGUUUACUAUUUUCAGGUGACGAUCAUGAUUAUUGUCAAAUACAGCAUUCAUAUACAGCGAAUGGCAUGACAAAACAUGCAGAGGAGAUUACAGUGAAAUCAUGUGCAAUGAAUAUGGGUAUAAGUAGGCCAGCUAUACAAUUACUUUCAUUGUACAAUCCGAAUCGAAAAUCUGGCAAUGAUACAUACCAAACGGAAAUGUGUUAUUUACCUGAUCCAUAUAAACCAAUCAAGAUGUAUUUGUUGAUGACGAUUGUAUCAUUGAGUAUAUUUGGAUAUAUCAUGAUAUUACCAAGAUCUUUCAAUAAGAGAAUUGCAACAAAAAUAGGUAAGAUUAGUGAUUACAACUUAAACACAAAAAAUCUAAAUCCCACAGAGGUAUAUAUGGUAGAUGAGCAUCCUUCAAAGGUUUCAUGUAUAUUGAACCUUUCCAUAUUAUCGUUGAUGGUGCUAAUAUUAUUUUACUAUUAUUAUGUUGUUAUUUAA
Messenger RNA from Naumovozyma dairenensis CBS 421, 1428 nucleotides. RefSeq names its product putative lipid phosphatase CDC1 (gene CDC1). The transcript has a single exon. Gene Ontology annotation, biological process: GPI anchor biosynthetic process. The coding region runs from base 1 to 1428 and encodes 475 amino acids. Gene Ontology annotation, molecular function: hydrolase activity. The record is from RefSeq and is a predicted model, not a curated record. Gene Ontology annotation, cellular component: endoplasmic reticulum. Lineage: Eukaryota; Fungi; Ascomycota; Saccharomycetes; Saccharomycetales; Saccharomycetaceae.